Molecule: messenger RNA, 5155 nt
Organism: Nelumbo nucifera (sacred lotus)
Lineage: Eukaryota; Viridiplantae; Streptophyta; Magnoliopsida; Proteales; Nelumbonaceae
Biological process (GO): protein phosphorylation
Molecular function (GO): protein kinase activity; protein binding; ATP binding
Source: RefSeq, a predicted model, not a curated record
UGUGGGUCCCACCUAAAAGCAAAACCAUAAGCGUCCACCAAUCAAAUGUCUACGCAGCAAUUAAAAGUUUGAAAGUCAAAUCAAAACGGAUGUAAGUCGGCUACAGAAGAUCUUCGAUGUUUUUGAGAAACUUCCUCAACUAACUUACCAGGUUUUGUUUCUCAAGCAACUACUUCAAAGGAAGAUGUCUUUCCAUUUAUUCCUGGGAUAGGAAGGCAGAAGGCUACAGACUUCUUUCAGUGCUGGCUCUUUUUGUUUUAAAUUAAGGAUAAGAUGAAAACAAAUGGAGCUUUGCAGACCAUUACAGCUGCAGCCAUGAGAGAAACAUUGAAGAGUAUGCUCUACAUUAUCAUCUUGUCUUGCGUUCUUCUGGAAACCUCAGCACAGAAUGAAGCAGAGGCUUUGCUGAAAUGGAAAAACAGCUUAAAUUCUCAUGGGCUCACUUCAUGGUCCCUCACCAAUGGCAGCAGUGGCAGCAAUCCUUGUAACUGGACUGGAAUUCAAUGUGAUGAAGCCAGGAGCAUUGUAGAGAUAAAUCUUGCCAAUUCAGGCCUCAGUGGCACUUUGGACCAGUUCAACUUCUCUGCUGUCCCCAAUCUCACUUCCCUCAAUCUCAAUCGCAACAAUCUUGUUGGUGUGAUUCCGAAUCAAAUUGGGUCAUUAAAGAAACUCAUUUCUCUUGAUUUAGGAAACAACAAUUUCACAGAUGUUAUCCCUUCAGAGAUUGGAGAUCUUUUGGAGUUGCGGGUGCUUAGCCUCAUCAACAAUUCACUCACAGGUCCAAUUCCUUAUCAGCUUAGCAAGUUGCAAAAGGUAUGGAAUCUCAAUCUUGGUGAAAACUACCUACAGAAUCCUGACCCAGUUCAUUUCAGGGGCAUGGCAUCAUUAACAGAACUUCAGCUCACUUACAACUAUCUGGGACCAGACAUUCCACCUUUCAUCUUUGAAUGCUCAAAGCUGAUCUUUCUGGACUUGUCAGACAAUCUCAUCACAGGUCCAAUUCCUGUGCAACACUUCCUUAGUCUUAAGAACCUUGAAUUCUUGAACCUAACUAAUAAUGAAUUUGAAGGACUGGUUCCAGUAGAAAUAAAGAAUCUUACUAAGCUUCAAGAUCUGAGGUUGGGAAUAAACAAGCUGAAUGGUACAAUACCAGCUGAAAUCGGCCUCUUGUCCAACCUCAGAGUCCUUGAGUUGCAUGAGAAUCUGUUUCAUGGGCCAAUGCCAUCUUCAAUAGGAAACCUUAUAAUGCUUCAGAAACUAAAUCUUCGGAAAGCAGGUCUGAAUUCCAGUAUCCCGAGUGAGCUUGGCUUUUGUACCAACCUUACUUUCCUUGAACUGUCAGAAAACAGCCUGUCAGGAGCAUUGCCUCUCACCAUGGCCCUCCUAACCCAAAUAUCUGAGCUUGGAAUCUCUAGCAAUCAGCUCUCUGGUGAAAUCCAUCCAUAUUUCCUAUCCAAUUGGACAGAACUUAUUUCAUUGCAACUCCAUGUCAACAGUCUAACAGGAACAAUCCCUCCUGAAAUUGGGUUACUUCGCAAGCUAAACUACUUAUUCCUAUUUCAGAACCAAUUAUCAGGUUCCAUACCAUUGGAUAUAGGCAACUUGUUGAAUUUGAUUUACCUUGAUUUGGCUGACAACCUCAUUACUGGUUCAAUUCCUUCAAGCAUAGGAAACUUGACUAGGCUUGUUAAUAUAAAUCUCUCCAAUAACCAACUCACUGGAAUUUUUCCCCAUGAAAUAGGUAACAUGGAAGGCCUAGAAUUUCUUGACUUCAGUAGAAACAAGCUGCAAGGCACCUUGCCUUCAUCAAUAACCCACCUGAAAAUUUUGACUCUCUUCUAUGUUCCAAAUAACAACUUCUCUGGUAGCAUACCUGAAGAUUUUGGCCCCAGUUCUCUCAAAAAUGCAAGUUUUUCACACAACUUCUUCUCAGGAAAUCUCCCUCCCCAAAUUUGUGGAGGACAUCUUAUAUACUUGUCAGCAGAUGGAAACAGAUUUGUGGGACCAAUUCCCCAAAGCCUUAAAAAUUGUCCAGGUUUAACCAGAGUCCGUCUUGAGCAAAACCUUCUUGAUGGAGAUAUAUCUAAUGCAUUUGGGGUAUACCCAGCUCUUGAAUACAUUGAUUUGGGCAAUAAUCAACUAUCUGGUGUAUUAUCACGAAGUUGGGGAGAGUGUGUGAGCCUCUCAUUUUUUCGAGUUUCUGGCAAUAUGCUAUCAGGCCAAAUUCCAAAGGAGAUUGGAAAGUUGAAAAAUCUAAAAGAGCUCAGUCUUUCUUCAAAUCAACUAACAGGAAAUAUUCCACUGGAGAUUAUCACUUCAUCUUCACGUAUAUAUGAACUAAAUCUGAGCAACAAUCAGCUUUCAGGCCAUAUACCUGCAGAGAUUGGACAACUAUCACAACUACAAACCCUGGAUUUGUCAGGGAAUAAUCUAAGUGGGCCAAUACCAGAGGAGCUUGGAGACUGUGAAGAAUUAAUAUCCUUGAAGCUCAAUGACAACAAAUUAAAUGGGACAAUUCCUCUCCAGCUUGGAAACCUAGUGGCAUUGCAGUCUAUCCUAGACCUUAGUCAAAAUUCACUCAUGGGGGAGAUAUCACCACAGCUCGGAAAUCUAAAAUCAUUAGAAAAUUUGAAUCUUUCUCACAAUAGCCUCUCUGGUUUGCUACCUUCACUGCAAGGUCUGAUAAGCCUUCAAUCAGUAGAUAUAUCAUAUAACAACCUUGAAGGUCCACUUCCAGAAAUAAAGGCAUUUGAGCAAGCUCCUCUCCAGGCAUUGGAAGGAAAUCCGGGUCUAUGCAGCAACAUAGUGCAAGGUUUGCGCUCUUGUGAUAGCAAUACUCUGUCUGCAAGCGGCAACAAAAGCAACAGAUGGAAGCUGGUCAUUGCUGCAAGUGUCCCCAUUGUUACUGCCAUAGUUCUAUCAAUUUUGUUUUGGAUCUUCAUUUGCCACCGUACUUCCAGAAAUCUAGAUGAAGAAAAGCAUGAUUCGUAUUCAGCAGGUGACAGCUCAUUCUCAGUAUGGAACUAUAAUGGGAAAUUAGUGUUCAAGGAUAUCAUCACUGCUACAGAAAACUUCAGUGAGGCUUAUUGCAUAGGGAAGGGUGGACAAGGAAGUGUCUACAAAGCAAUACUUCAUACAGGUGACGUCUUUGCGGUAAAGCGUCUUCACAUGCCAUCAUCCAUUGAGAAUGGGUUGCCAGGGGAAGAGUUGGUGAAGAACUUUGAAUAUGAAGUACACGCUCUGACUGAAAUACGACAUCGAAAUAUUGUAAAGAUGUAUGGAUUCUGCUCAAGCAAGGGGUUCAUGUUUUUGGUAUAUGAGUAUGUAGAGAAAGGUAGCUUAAAAUGUUUACUUUAUGAUGAGAAAGAGGCAAGGAUGCUAGACUGGAAUACAAGGUUGAAGAUUAUUAGAGGGGUUGCACAUGCCUUGUCUUACUUGCACCAUGACUGUUCACCACCCAUAGUGCAUCGGGACAUAUCAGGGGAUAAUAUUUUAUUGGACUCAGAGUUCGAACCAAAGAUAUCUGACUUUGGGACAGCAAGGUUUCUACGAGAAGAUCAGUCCAAUUGGACGGAACCAGUUGGUUCUUAUGGCUACAUGGCUCCAGAGCUUGCCUCUACAAUGAAAGUUACAAAGAAAUGUGAUGUGUACAGCUUUGGAGUUAUUGCAUUGGAAGUAAUCAUGGGAAAGCACCCCGGAGAACUCCUUUCAUGCAUGCAACAAGACCUGAAUUUCACAAUCACAAGUGUGUUAGACCAGAAACUUCAAGCUCCAAGUGGUCUCACUUUGCAACAAAUACUUUCAGUGGUGAUCCUUGCUUUGGCCUGCACACGUGCAAACCCCAAUUCACGGCCUAACAUGGAUCAAGUGUCUCAUGAACUCUCAUAUGGUGCACAUCAGCUUUAUUCUGAGCCGUUUGACAUGACUACACUACAAAAUCUAAGGGGUCUUUUUUGAGAAAAUAUACUACAAGGAAUCUGUAUAUUAUGUAAGAAUAACUAUACAACUCUGUUUUUGCAUUGGAAUUCAUUUAUAGAACUCAACUUUCUUCUCUUCUGGUGAACAGCUUUGAUCCCUUCUUUUCCACAAAAAGUAUGAAAAAAAUAUUAGUUUUUAGCUCAUACAUACCAAUGAAAAUUACAAUAACUUUAAGCCAGAAAAUACAAACCAAGACUUAUUCAAGUUAUUAAGACAAAACAAGAGUACAAGGACACUCCAUCUUCCUAGGGCAUCUCCAACAUGGGUUGCAUUAACAUUUGCCAACAUAUUAAAAUUGCAAAGUCAAUUUUAGUUUUUCUAAAUUCACUAUGUUGGGAACCACAUAUUGGCUUCUGCCAACAAUAGCUAAGUUCAACAUGUAUUCAACUCCAUGCACAAGCCAUCAUAAACGAAUUCUGCAUAAGUCAAGCAAGCUAGAAACUAGAAAAAGAUGGUUCACAUCUUGGACGCAUUUUAGUCUAAAACUCAGAUGAUCUAAAUGUUCCAAAUCUUCCACGGGCACAAUGCAUGUGUUUGAUUUGUCCAAUUCUGACUUCAAUCACCGAUUAAAAUGCACACCAAUCUUAUAUUUUUUUCUUUUUUUCUCUAUUUUAUGGAAAUCUUAAGAAAGGUAUGAUGAUCUACUUGAAGUUCAUUAUCCUCAUACUACAGCAAUUUAUUUCAUAUCAUGAUAGGAUAUUAGGAUUUAAUCCAAAACCAAAUUGGAACUAAAACACAAUCAAUUGAAUCUAACAUUUCAUGAAAUUACAUGAAGCUACUGAGGAAUAGACAUUUCAAAGCCUUAGUUACUUUUACCUUCCUUACAUGAAAUGAGGUUUGAUUCAAUGGGUAUCACCUUUUCUGGAGUAAAUCAUCGUAAAUCAUCAGGGAUGAACUUGAUAAAUUCCUUCAAAUCUCACGUCAAUUCAGUUGUGUUAGGAACUGCCUAACUCAGGGACUUUUUCGAGGAAGCCUGCCUCCUGAACGAGAGAGAGAAAAAGAAGAAAGAGAGAGAGAGAGUGAGAGAGAGAUUGUAUUCCCAAAAUCAAUAAUUCCUCUCCUGGCUUCCUUUCCUUAUUUAUACACUUCUGUUACAAUUUUGUUAUAUCAGCCUCUCCACUUGUCCAGUUUGUUAUUUAGUUUGUUCUAGUGGUUGGUUGUCAGUUACAUUACUUAA